AUGGCUUCAAGAAAGUUAUUCUUCCCUCGUCUAGAGAGACUUACAAUCAAUGAUUGUCCGAAUCUGAAGGGAUGGUGGAAGAGGAAUGGGCCUACUGGUUUAACACCAACAACAUCCAUGAUACACCAAAACCAAAAUGAACCUUUCUUCCCUUGUCUUUCUCAUCUAAACAUCUCUGGUUGCCCUAACCUAAUUUUCAUGCCACUGUUUCCAAAUAUUGAAUCUUCAAAACUUUGCAAAAUUGGCUUUAUACCUUUCCAACAGACCGCAGUGCCAAUGAAAUCUAUUUUUUCUUCUUGUUCAUCUCCCAAUCCUUUUACCCCAAUCCGUCUUCCCAGGUUGCAAUAUUUGGAGCUUGAAGAUUUGGAAGAUAUAGAACAUACGCUCUUAUCUGUACUUAGCUUUCUAAAUAUUGAGAAUUAUUGCAAACUGGAUAAUUUACCAAAGGAGAUAGCCAACCUCUCAUCGCUAAAGUUCCUCUUCGUUGGUGACUGCCCCAAUUUGACAUCAUUGCCAAAGGGAAUAGGCAACCUCUCAGCACUUAACAGUCUUUAUAUCUGGAGAUGCUCCAAUCUUUCAUCAUUGCCGCAAGAGAUAGCUAAUCUCUCAUCACUUACAGAGCUUCGUAUUGAAAGGUGUACUAAGUUGGAAUCACUGCCAGAAGGGAUGCACAGUCUCAACUCUUUAUCCAAACUAGACAUCUCUGAAUGCCCCAGUUUAGAAUCAUUGCCGGAAGGGAUAAGCAAUGUCUCAUCACUUAUAACUCUUUCUAUUAAGGCAUGUUGUAAGUUGGUAUCACUUCCAGAAGGGAUGCAUGGUCUCACCUCUUUAAAGGAUCUCGACAUUAAAGAAUGUCCUAGUUUGGAAGCAUUAUCAGAAGGGAUAGCCAAUCUUUCAUCACUUAGAAGUCUUACUCUGGAAAGUUGUGAUAAGUUGGCAUUAUUGCCGCAAGGCAUAGGCAAUCUCUCGUCACUUAAAAGUCUUGCUUUACAAAGGUGUGAUAAUUUGGCAACACUGCCACAAGGGCUGCAUGGUCUUACCUCUUUGGAUCAGCUAAAUAUUAGAGAAUGCCACAAUUUAGAAUCAUUGUCAGAAGGGAUAGUUAAUCUCUCAUCGCUUACAUAUCUCAGUAUUGAAAAAUGUCACAAGUUGGCAGCACUGCCACAAGGGCUGCAUGGCCUCACCUCCUUAACCCAUCUGUACAUCGAAGAAUGUCCCAAUUUACAUUCAUUGCCAGAAGGGAUAUGUAAUCUCUCAUCACUUGUACAUCUUAGUCUUGAAAGAUGUGAUAAGUUGGCAACACUGCCACAAGAGCUGCAUCGUCGCACCUCUUUAAAACUACACAUUGCAAAAUGCCCUCUUUUAUCCCAAAGAAUCAAUGAUGAUAGAAUACGGCUCUGCUCAACUUGUGUACAGGAUAAUGAGAAGUUUAUGCGAGAUAUACAAGUUUGUUCGGAUGUCAUACAUUCCUUGCAACUAUUGCAGAAUGUGAAUUCAACCUUAGUUGUUGGAGGAAAUAAUUGGUGGUGUGCUAUACGUUUUGAACAAGAAUACGGGUGA
Ziziphus jujuba (common jujube) is the source of this 1560-nucleotide messenger RNA. RefSeq names its product disease resistance protein TAO1-like. The coding region runs from base 1 to 1560 and encodes 519 amino acids. NCBI's taxonomy places the organism in Eukaryota, Viridiplantae, Streptophyta, Magnoliopsida, Rosales, Rhamnaceae. Gene Ontology annotation, biological process: defense response to fungus. The record is from RefSeq and is a predicted model, not a curated record. The transcript has 2 exons.